GCGCGUGUGGCCGGCUAGGCAUCGCUUCUCGGCCUUUUGGCUAAGAUCAAGUGUAGUAUCUGUUCUUAUCAGUUUAAUAUCUGAUACGUCCUCUAUCCGAGGACAAUAUAUUAAAUGGAUUUUUGGAACUAGGAGUUGGAAUAGGAGCUUGCUCCGUCCACUCCACGCAUCGACCUGGUAUUGCAGUACCUCCAGGAACGGUGCACCCCCUCGGGGGAAUAAUAAACUGUUGGAAGUUAGAAGCUUGUCUUAAUUUACGGUUUUUUGCUAACUCUCCAAACAGGUCAGGUUACUUACAACAAAUUGUGUUCCUUUUAGUUUGGAGAUUCAUGGGAUAACUUACAAGUAAGAGGAGUUGAGUGCCCAGUCUUCGUAAGUGAUAUAGGUAGCUUCUAAGUUUAUUCCAAAUGUGUGAGCGACAGUUUUGAAGCCAUGCCACAGUCACAAGAACGCUCUGAGUGUGUGCAGAUUUACGUACUUAUUUUCGUGAAGCUUUGUCGCUGUCACGGGAUCGCUCUGAGCUUGUGCAGAUUUAAUUUGUCCGGUAGGAAAAUGUAAAAACCGGGGUUGGGGAUUUAGUUCAGUGGUAGAGCGCUUGCCUAGGAAGCGCAAGGCCCUGGGUUCGGUCCCCAGCUCCGAAAAAAAGAACAAAAAAAAAAAAAAAAGAAAGAAAGAAAGAAAAAAGAAAAAGAAGAAAAAUGUAAAAACCUGCUUUAUGGGAAGUCGUGGUGGUUUGGCUCCGCCCUUUACUUGCUUGGUCCUGCCCCCUGUUCCCAGGAUUUAAAUUUCGCGGUAGUUGCUUGCGCAGGCGCAGUGAUUUUACCAUGGCGGAGUUAAUCUCUUUCGUAGUUCCCACCCAGAGCGACAAAGUUUUGUUGGUGUGGGAGUUGAGCGCUGGUCCCCCAGCCGAGGCCUUAAGUGUGAGGGUCCUCGCGGAGGGAGAGGGGGCAGGGAUAACCGGGGCACAGGAGCCGCGGGCCCCUGUGGAGGGAGGGGCACAGAGGACCGGGAGCCUGCGGGGCACCCUUAGCCACCGGCGCUUGUCUGGUCCUAAGAUGUUCUCCCAGUUUGGCCUUCUGUAUUCAGUCCGAGUCUUCCCGAAUGCUGCAGUGGCCGGUCCUGGUUUCUACGCCAUCGUCAAGUUUUACUCCUCGAGGGACGCACAGAGAGCCCAAAAGGCAUGCGACGGAAAGCCCCUUUUUCAGACAUCACCAGUGAAGGUUCGUCUUGGCACCAGACAUAAGGCACUGCAACAUCAGGCUUUUGCCUUGAAUAGCUCACGGUGCCAGGAACUGGCAAAUUACUACUUUGGCUUCAAUGGAUGGUCAAAAAGGAUCGUCAAGCUGCAGGAGCUCUCUGGAUUGGAGGAUGCAGCUCUCGCUGUGCCCAUGCAGAAGCGGAACCCCCAGUUCUUCUGUGCUGUAGAGGUGGUGCUGCCGGCCUACGGGUGCACGAGUCCUGGAGUUGGCAUCUCUGAGGAGCCUCUGCCUCAGCUGGAGGAAGGGCAGCCAUCGUUUCUUACGAAGAGGAAGACAGCGCAGAAGCUCGCCUUCCAGGCGGCUUUAUCAGACGCCUUCCAGAAGCUGACCAUCGUGGUUCUAGAAAGUGGCCGGAUCGCGGUGGAGUACAGACCCACAGAAGAGGAUCUCGAUGCCAGAAGUGAAGAAGAACUGCAGAAUUUAAUCCAGGUGGGCUGCUUUCCCUCCAGUCAGUCCAGCCAAAGGGAAGAAGAAUGUCUCUCGGACUUCAGCCUGGAGGAGGAAGACCUGAAGCUGUGUGGACUGCACUAGCCGCUCUGACUGUGCCGGGACCUGCCAUUUGACUCUGACAGACGUUAUCCAUUUCCAGUCAGUGGGUUGCUGGCAUCCCUGAAGACCCAAGUGUGAGGCCUGGAUCUUGCUAGGCUGUGUAGGAGGACGCCUUGGGAGAGGUCUAAUGGAGGCUUGAGCCCUGUCACUUCGGGGGGAAAAAGUUCCCCAUACAGAAAGGAGCUCUGUCCCACAUAAUAAAGGCUGCCUAACAAA
Messenger RNA from Rattus norvegicus (Norway rat), 2024 nucleotides. RefSeq names its product RAD52 motif containing 1 (gene Rdm1). The record is from RefSeq and is a predicted model, not a curated record. NCBI's taxonomy places the organism in Eukaryota, Metazoa, Chordata, Mammalia, Rodentia, Muridae. Gene Ontology annotation, cellular component: nucleolus; cytoplasm. Gene Ontology annotation, molecular function: RNA binding.